This is a messenger RNA of Zingiber officinale, 1822 nucleotides long. RefSeq lists its product as uncharacterized. Lineage: Eukaryota; Viridiplantae; Streptophyta; Magnoliopsida; Zingiberales; Zingiberaceae. The transcript is spliced from 9 exons. The record is from RefSeq and is a predicted model, not a curated record. Bases 805 to 1479 code for a protein of 224 amino acids.
GUCUUCGUUCAUAAAUUUUGUCUCAAAAAACGAAACCUUUCUUUACCUCAGCGCACUCCCUCGCCGCCAGCGUCCUCUCCCUCCUCCCCUCCUCCCCUUUCAACGCUACCUCGGCAGCGAAGGCAACGACGACCCCCGUUUCGUCUCAGACCUCGCUCCGUGACCUUGCCCUUUCUCCUCCCGGCUUCCGGAUCUUCUUCUCACGGAACCGUGAACCAGGGGACAACGUCGCCGUCGGGCUCGGCUAUUAGGAGCUUUGCUUCCGGGGUGAGGAUUGAGGGGUUGGUGUCGAGCUCUAAGGGUGGAGGCGGGCCGGCUUUCGUGGGACAAGUCUUUAGCAUGCUUGAUCCCUCCGGCAAUGGCCUCAUGGCGGUCACCACUCGGUUCGACAAAAAGAAGUUCCAAAAUAAAAAUGAGAGAGAUUUGUCACAAAGUAGAUGGAAGAUCACCUUUGCAUUAGGAAGCUCGGCUCUGUAAACCCGACCAAAGGAGCCUUCACCAACAAGAAAAUCCUGAUUAAAGCUAUUUGUUGCCAUUUGAAGAGAAGGAACUGUAUGUGGUGUUGCAGUUAUAGGAACUUUUGGACGCUUGCUAGCUCCACUCUUCCCGUGCAUCUUCUCAACUAUUACAGUGUCAGCAAUAGGUUUUGGAGCAGUUAUAUGAAAUAAUGUUUUGGUGCAAAAGCUGGUGGCUUGUGGAUAUGUAUUAUAUUCGGGAUAUAUACUGGGAACAAUUGAGAAAGCUCUCAUCAACAAAUUUUGUACCAGCUAAACCACUUCAGAUUCAGAGACUCACCGCUACUGAAUGCAUCCUUGGUACUCAAUAGACGAAGUCGGAGGCACGAGUGGUACCUUUAUUUACUUCCGAAUUCUCAAUAGCAUGCCAGUUGGAGAAUUUGCGGGUGAAAUGCAAAGCUACAUUGACAUUCUCGUUCGAGAAAAGAUUUCAAUAACUUACAAAUCAUGGAAGCAGCUGACGUACAAUAUUGACCCAACUUGGAGGAAAGGAUGCUUACAUUCAACAAAUAAUAAAUGGCGUCAAUAUAAAGCUUUUCUCACUCAAAAGUUUGUUUUCAGCAAGCUAGAUAAACCUGAUGAGUUGAAAGAUCCACCGAUUGGCUAUGGUAUUUCACAAGAUGAUUGGAGUUCCUUUGUAAUAACUCGCAUGUCUGCCGACUUCAGGUAUAGAGUAAGUGAUGAACAAAAGAAUAGAAGAAGGCAAAACGUAUACCCUCAUCGGUUGUCCCGUAAAGGAUAUGCAUGUUUCGCUGAUGAAAUUGCAUCUGAUUUAUGUGAUGAUGAUAUAAAUCGAGCUAUUAUUUGGAAGAGAGGACGAGCCAAUAAGGAGGGUGAAUUUGAAGGCGAUGAUCUCAAAAUUACAGCAAAAAAGAUUUUCAUGAAAACAAUUUACUCCAAUGAAGAAAUUGACGAAGUACAAUCCGAAUGGGCGGAUUGCGUACUAGACUAUAUUCAUUACUAGGUAUAAAUUACUAGACUUCAAAAGAUGGUUGAACACUUUGUUUGUGACUCCCUGGCUUAUUGAUUUUGAUUCCUUAGUGCCAAUAAUUUGUUUGUUCACAGCUAACUAUCUCCUUUGCUCAAUACUUCAUUCUUGCAUUUCUACCAUGAGCAGAAUUAGCUGCCAUUUCCCUUAUUUAUUGCCUCUCUUUGUUCUCAUCUUUUGCUUUGAUAUGUCAAUACCUAAUAUACAUCCAUGUGUUAUCUUGCUGAUUAAACAUUUUAUGAAUUUAGUUAUAGGUAAAGUCGUGGUGUCCUUAUAAUUUUGCUUGGCAACCAUGUGUUAUCUAUGGUCAGGACUUCUA